Saprolegnia parasitica CBS 223.65 is the source of this 654-nucleotide messenger RNA. RefSeq lists its product as hypothetical. Bases 1 to 654 code for a protein of 217 amino acids. The record is from RefSeq and is a predicted model, not a curated record. Lineage: Eukaryota; Oomycota; Saprolegniomycetes; Saprolegniales; Saprolegniaceae. The transcript has a single exon.
AUGUCGCGGGUUCCAUUCCUCUUCGCCGCUCUCGCCAUCGCGGUGUCUGCCAUCGCGCCAGUACCAACUACGCCGCACUUUCCGUGCUACGAGUGUGCUACGAACGGCAGCUGCGCCCACGCAAGCUGGACUGGCGACGCUGGCAAAUACUGCGGCACGUUUUCCAGCAAGACCACGCUCGUGCCGCAGUGGUGCUGCUGCGCCGUGGCCCAAGCGUGUCCGGCUGCUGGUCGGGAUACGCUUUGUGCUUGCGACGGGCCGACGCCGGCGCCCACUAAGCCCCCGGCCGAUCUGACGGUGUGGAUCUACCUCGGGUUCCUUCUCAUGCCAGGCGUCAUCUUCAUUCUCUACACGCUGUGCCGUCAUUGCUUUGGCACGGCCGACGAGACGUGGAUUGAACAGCAAUAUGCACGCAUCGAGGCCCAUCAAACAGCAGAGGAAGAGCCAGACACUUCUCGUGCCGAAGCCGAAGCUUGCGCAUCUGCGGCGAGGGCGGAGGCCAACCGCGAGUACAAAGCUCGUCGGAUUGCGCAAGAGAAGGAGGCGCGUCGGCUCGCGCGCGAGGAAGAAGCUCGGCAGCGUGAGUUCGAUCAAAUUCCGCAAGCCAUUUUCGUUUCGACGAUUCCCACUUCUGCCAAAGACGCAUCCCUCUGA